This is a messenger RNA of Rhipicephalus sanguineus (brown dog tick), 597 nucleotides long. RefSeq names its product protein D2. The transcript has a single exon. Bases 1 to 597 code for a protein of 198 amino acids. Lineage: Eukaryota; Metazoa; Arthropoda; Arachnida; Ixodida; Ixodidae. The record is from RefSeq and is a predicted model, not a curated record.
AUGGCCACCACCGAGGUCGGCCAGAAGCCCGCCCCGCAGCGCUCAAAGUCGCCGGCAACGUCGCCGCCGCCGACGAAGUCCCUUUCGGCGGCCACGCUGGGCGCCAUGGAGGCCCUCGUACCGGACGUGAUCCCAAAGCCCGCCAAGCAGGUGCUCGCCGUCAAAUUCAAGAACGGCGUCGAGGCUCACAUGGGAAACACGCUCACCUGCGACCAGACGAGCGCGGCGCCCGAGAGCAUCUCGUUCAAGGGGCCCUCCAGUGCCUUCUACACGGUCGUCAUGGUCGACCCGGACGCGCCGAGCCGUUCCUCCGCGCGGCUCCGCUACUGGCGCCACUGGCUCGUCCUGAACGUGCCCAACAGCUGCGACGUCAAGGCCGGGGACACGGUUACACAAUACGCCGGACCGAGCCCACCCAAAGGAACGGGCCCGCAUCGUUACGCGUUGAUAGUGUACUCCCAGGGUACCAACCGCAUCACCGAGAGGGACGCCAGCGUGCCGGACGCCCGCGGAAUGUUCAACCUGAACCAUUUCGUCACCCAAAACAAGCUCGGAGACCCGCUGGCCGUCAACUACUUCGUUUGCGAGAGGUCGUAG